AUGGCUUCUGAUCAAGAGAUGGAUGCAACUAGGGAGGUGCUUGUUGUUGGCAAUGAAGGAGAUAAUGCUGCUGCUGCUGACAUUGAACUCAACCUUGAGGACUUUGUGCCUGCUCCUGCAAUAGAGCGAGUUGCCAACACCGCUAACAGCCGUGCUGCACCUGGUACUGCACCUCCUGCUGGUCCUAUUCCUUCUAGAGCACAUGUCGAGCCUCCUACUGCAGCUGCAAAUGCCUUUGGCUCAUGCCUUUCGGCCCUGCCUCGUUUUGUCCAUGGCAAAACUGAUGUGGAGACUUGGCUCUCCAUUGCGGAGGACUUCAUGUCUAUCCACAAUGUGGGUAGCGCGGCUCGCGUGGUCGCUGCGACCUUUGCCCUAGACGACACUGUGAGCAAGUUGGUGUAUGCCAACAAGCGCCACGCAGAGGCGAAUGGCCACCCCUUUGGCUGGGAUGAGUUCAAAGUGGCCAUGCUGACGGCGUUCCUGGUUCAGCCCCCGGCGCUUAAGGUGCAUAGCCGCCUGGAGAACAUCCAGUGUGGUGACCAGCCUGUACGCGACUACGCCAAGGAGUUUGAGAAAACUCUGUCGCUGCUAAAGACUGCUCUCCCUGAGAGCGAGGUCAUCCACCAGUUCUUCAAGGGACUUUCUCAGCACAUCAAGCGUGUGCAUACGAUGAAGGGGGAGCACCAGUGGAAGACCCACAAGGAGUGUAAGGACCAGGUCAUCAGCACGGAUGUGCACUUCCGUGCGUACCUAGACCUCAAGUGCACUCGUGAUCAGCAGAAGCCUUGUGCCGAAGGCCCUAGGGGGGGUGGUAGCAGGACCCAUGCGCCCAGGGGUGGUGGCUCUUAG
Closterium sp. NIES-65 is the source of this 849-nucleotide messenger RNA. The record is from the annotation of a GenBank genome assembly. NCBI's taxonomy places the organism in Eukaryota, Viridiplantae, Streptophyta, Zygnematophyceae, Desmidiales, Closteriaceae.